This is a messenger RNA of Penicillium arizonense, 858 nucleotides long. Its product is annotated as NAD(P)-dependent oxidoreductase. Gene Ontology annotation, molecular function: NADP binding; oxidoreductase activity, acting on the CH-OH group of donors, NAD or NADP as acceptor. Bases 1 to 858 code for a protein of 285 amino acids. The transcript has a single exon. Lineage: Eukaryota; Fungi; Ascomycota; Eurotiomycetes; Eurotiales; Aspergillaceae. The record is from RefSeq and is a predicted model, not a curated record.
AUGUCAUCUGUUAGCAUACUUGGUCUUGGGGCCAUGGGAACGGCCCUGGCCGCUCGGUUCCUCGAAAAGAAAUACAAAGUCGCUGUAUGGAAUCGAUCUCCAGAAAAAGCAAGCCCUUUGCUCGACAAGGGCGCAAAUAUUGCCCAAACAGCGGUGGACGGUAUCAAUGCAAGUGACCUGAUCAUUAUCUGCCUCCUCGACAACGCCGCUGUCCAAACAACCCUCGCCGGCGCUCUUGACCAACUACAAGGCAAGACAAUCGUCAACCUAACAAAUGGAACACCUGACCAAGCUCGCAAGAUGUCAGACCUGAUCGUUGGUCACGGUGCUCGAUACGUCCAUGGCGGAAUCAUGGCUACUCCUUCCAUGAUUGGUUCACCUCAUGCUCUGGUUCUGUACAGCGGGUCACAACAAGCAUUCAAGGCCAGCGAGCCUGAUAUGUUGAUGCUAGCUAAGUGUGUCUUUGUCAGUGAGGAUGCGGGCGCUGCAUCCCUGCAUGACCUGGCUCUACUUAGCGGCAUGUAUGGUCUCUUCUCGGGCUUCCUGCAUGCAACUGCCCUCGUGAGGUCGAGCACACCCGCCGUUAAGUUCAUGGACCUCUUGGUUCCCUGGCUGGGAGCAAUGACCGAGUACACUAAACGGAUGGCAAAGCAGAUUGACGAGGGAAACUAUGCCAGUGAAGGAUCAAAUAUCGCUAUGCAAUUGGUUGCUAUCCAGAAUAUUAUUGAUACCAGUGCGGCCCAGAAAGUCUCUGCGGAUUUCAUUCGUCCGAUGAAGCAAUUUAUGGAGAAGGCAGUGGCGGCUGGUCAUAGCGGUGAUGAUAUUUCUGCUUUGAUUUAUUUUGCGAAGCCAUCAUGA